CGGAUGACAAUUCAACCCUGGAGCCUUGUGAAAAUCCGCAGGAAUACGAAGAGCUCUGUGGGAUUUUGGUCAGCCAAGUGGGACCCUUUGCUGAGUGCCACUGGCAUGUGGAUCCUUCCCCAUUUUAUGUGGCCUGCCUGUAUGAUUUGUGCCACUAUGGAAAAAAUAACAACAUGCUGUGCAUGAGCCUUGCAGCUUAUGAGGAAAUAUGCCUCCUUCAGGGGAUUCAGACCUCGGGCUGGAGAGCUUCCGUACAAUGCCCUGCCACUGAUCCCUGCCUGGACUUGGCAUGUGGAGACAAUGAGUGGUGUGGGGAAAAGAGAGGAAAAUGGGGUUGCUUCUGCCGCAAAGAUUAUAGCCCCACCAAAAAGGCCGACUAUGAUUACCAGCUGACCUGCACUACCAGCAGAAGUAUGGUCUCUCUCUCCUGUUGCCUCCUUUUCACUGAUGGAUUCCCUGCUGAAAAACUCCACCUGGCUGAUCUCACUUGUACCGGCUCAUUAGUUGGAGACAGACUCAUCUUCUACUUUGACACGGUGCAGAAAACCUGUGGGACACAAAUGGAGGUAAAUACAACCCAUGCUAUCUACUCCAACGUAGUGCAGGCUCAUCUGGAGAACAUCUAUGGUGGGAUGAUCAGCCGAGACCGGUUUCUUUUCCUGCGCUUCUCUUGUGCUUUCCCCCUGAACAUCAACCUCUCCAUGGCAUCUGUCAUCCAUCCCAUCCAUGACAUCAUUAACACAACCAUCACCUCUGGCCAAGGGACCUACCAGACCAUCAUGACCUUGUACCAAGAUCCCAAGUACACCAGACCUUUUGCCCAGAACCCCAUCUUGCUCAUGGUCAGUCACAGGGCCUACGUGGGCAUCAAAGUUUUGGGAGUUGACCCCACCCACUUUGUGGUCACCUUGUCCUCGUGCUGGGCCACGCCAGACAGAGAUCCUUCCUCCAGCAUUCGGUGGGACCUCAUCACAAACCAGUGUCCCAACCCGCAAGAUGGCACAGUAGCAGUGGAGGAAGAUGGAGUGUCCCUUGUGGGGCGCUUCUCCUUCAGCGUUUUCAUGUUCCUCGCAAAUUUGGAAGAGGUGUAUCUACACUGUCGCAUCCGCCUCUGCAGCUUCCGGAUAGCCAAAUGCAGAGUGAACUGCCAUUCACCAGGCUCUGUGAUUGUGGGAAGGAAACCUCCAUCAGCCAUCGUCUCAGCUGGCCCUUUCUUGAAAUACAGUAGCAAUUUCCUUGAUCAAGGUCUUCAGCUGGCCAGUAGAAACUGUAGCCCGUCACCCGUCGUCUUCCUAUUUCUGUUCCUCAGCACUGUAGUGUCCUGCUGGAUUCCACGUUAACAUCUUAUGCUGAGAAUAUGUCUUAUGGAUGGAUGGAGAUGGCAGACUUGAGGCCCACCAUUCACAGAGAAAUUUCAUGCUGGUAUAGUUUUUUAUGGAAUCAAAGAUGGGUAGAGAGCAUUAGAAGUCAGGGUGUGGAAAAGUUCUGGGUGAUGUCAGGACUCAGGAGUCAUAUUUAGACAUGGCCUUGGUUGUUCUUUCUGUAUGUAUGUAUCAUUUCAAUUGUGAGGUACACAAAUAACUUUUUUCUUCUCUCUGUCCCUCAAUGCCAUUCCAUGCUUUUCACAGCUUUUAAUGUUCCC
Molecule: messenger RNA, 1642 nt
Organism: Candoia aspera
Lineage: Eukaryota; Metazoa; Chordata; Lepidosauria; Squamata; Candoiidae
Product: alpha-tectorin-like
Exons: 8
Coding region: 174-1340 (388 amino acids)
Biological process (GO): neutrophil migration
Cellular component (GO): cell surface; apical plasma membrane
Source: RefSeq, a predicted model, not a curated record